Molecule: messenger RNA, 4692 nt
Organism: Trifolium pratense (red clover)
Lineage: Eukaryota; Viridiplantae; Streptophyta; Magnoliopsida; Fabales; Fabaceae
Product: phosphatidylinositol 4-kinase beta 1-like
Exons: 16
Coding region: 695-3958 (1087 amino acids)
Biological process (GO): phosphatidylinositol phosphate biosynthetic process; phosphatidylinositol-mediated signaling
Cellular component (GO): cytoplasm; membrane
Molecular function (GO): 1-phosphatidylinositol 4-kinase activity
Source: RefSeq, a predicted model, not a curated record
GUAGAGCAACCCGUUCCGUUCCUUCGUAUUCCAAUUUUCAACUCCCACGAGCCUCGGUGUGCGCAAGUUACAGUUAUGCGCAUGUUAGAAGAAUUCAUUUUAUAUUGUUCGGUCCAAUAUAUUCAAAAAAAUAAAAAGAAUUUAUUGAACUCGAACCUCACCUCUGUCGUCUUCCUCACUCUGAAAAAAGCAACAACAACCACCGUUACCGCCGCAAUCACCUCCCUAAAUACGCCGUCGUUUUAACAAAGCUUCAAAGAUCCACCGCGGAAAUCAUCGAUUCAACUCUCUCCUACGCUUUGAAGAAUCACGUUCACAUCUUCAUCGCGUUCGUUCAAUUUUGGUAACUUCGUUUCCUCAGUUUUCAAAAUUGAAUUCCAAUUUCGGUACAAAUUCUCCACUCGUUUCAUCUGUUGCUUCACUUUCCACUCCCACGGGAAUUAACAGAGUCAAUUGUUGCUCUGUUAUUGUAUUCGCUGUUGCAAGGGUUUCUGCUUGCAUCUCGGUGUUUUAGUUUUUUCUGUAGCUUGAAAUCAUCUGAAUUAGGCAAUUGAAGAUAACGGUAAUAUCGAUUUGUGUGAGAUUUAUGGUUUCGGUGAGGGUUUUAUGAGGUUUAUAGGAUUAGCAUGGUUUAGUUUUUUUGAAUUUGAUCCAACUGAAAUUAGGGUAUUGUUUUCAUGAUAGUAGAUUGAGGAUGGUGAGGCUUUUAGGGUUCGCUGUUGGUUAUGCAGAAGAACCCCGUGAAAUUGAGUCAAAGUCAAACCUGACUAGUGACUCUAGUGAAAAUGGUUGGCUUAUUAGGUUCUUUGAUUCUUCGUUUUUCUGUGAAUGGAUUGCUGUGAGUUACUUGUACAAGCAUGAUCAUGCUGGGGUGCGUGAUUAUCUUUGUAAUAGAAUGUAUACUCUACCCUUGCAAGGGCUUGAGAGUUAUUUGUUUCAAAUAUGUUACAUGACGAUACAUAAGCCUAGUCCAUCGUUGGAUAAGUUUGUCAUUGAUAUGUGCUCGAAGUCGCUUAAGAUUGCUUUGAAGGUGCAUUGGUUCUUAAUGGCAGAGCUGGAGGACUCUGAUGAUAAUGAUGGGAUUAGUAGGAUUCAAGAGAAGUGUCAGAUGGCAGCCACCUUGAUGGGUGAGUGGCCGCCUUUGAUACGGCCUCAUACUGAACCUCCGAGUCCUGGAGGCAAGAGCCAAGUUUUGAAUAGGUUACUUUCAUCUAAAAAUCGUCUGUUGUCAUUAACAACCUCACCGCCGAAGUCUUUGUCAUUUUCUUCUUCGCCGGGAAAUAAUUUGCAAGACGAUGGCAAUCCCCUGUCUCCUGAUGAGAACAGGAUAUUUAAGAAGUUUAUGCCAAGUCCAAAGGUUAGAGAUGCUUUGCUUUUUAGAAAGUCAGCGGACAAAGAUGACGGCGAUUCUGAAAAGGAUGGGUUUUUUAAGAGGCUUUUAAGAGAUAGCAAAGGUGAUGAUGAACUUGGCCAAAAAAUUCGUGAUGCGUUUCAUUUUCGGAAGUCAUCCGAGAAAGAUGCCUUAGACUCUGAGAAAGAAAACUUCUUUAAAAGGUUCUUAAGAGACAGUAAGGACAGUACUAGAGGUGAUGAUGAUGACUCUGAAAAGGACGGUUUCUUUCAAAGGAUCUUAAGGGACAGUAGAAGCGAAGACGAAGAUGUGACCUCAAGUUCAGAAGGGUUUUUUAAGAAGUUGUUUCGGGAUAGUAAGAAUGAUCCGGAAGACAGAAUAAGUACAAAAACAGUGGAAGAUGAAGAGAAGAACGGACUUUUCCGAAAGUUUUUCCGGGAGAAAUUUGAAGAUAGGAAGGAUGGGCGUGAUAGAAAUGACAAUAGAAAUGUUGCUAAUUCUGAAGAGAAUUGUUCAAAACCCGAUGAAGAGGAUGAAAAAGAUGGGUUUUUCCGGAAAUUCUUCAAGGAUAAAUUUGAGGACAAGAAAGACACAAAGGAUAAAAUUGAAGAGGGUACUGCCAAUGGUGAGGAAGAAGAGCCUUCUGAGGUUUCCUUGUUCAAAAGACUAUUCCGCGUACACCCUGAAGACGACCAAAGUAGUCCAGCCAAUGAAAAUAGCAAUAAUGGUGGUUUAUUUCAAAGUAGUCCAGGUACAGAGAAUUUUUUCCGUAAAUUGUUCAAAGACCGUGACCGUUCAAUUGAAGAUUCAGAGCUAUUGGGGUCAAAGCGACAGAAAGAGAAGCAUCCUGGGACCCCAAAGCAGCACAGUGAAAAAUCGAGCACAAAGCCCCCGUUACCAAUCAAUCCAACUCAGUUCCGGAAAGGGGCUUACCAUGACUCAUUGGAGUUUGUGCAGUCAUUAUGCGACACAUCAUAUGGGUUAGUGGAUGUAUUUCCAAUUGAAGAUCGCAAAAGUGCUCUUCAAGAGUCGCUUAGAGAGAUCAAUAUACAUGUAAAAGAGGUUCAGAACACCGGUGGAGUCUGUUUUCCACUGGGAAAAGGCAUGUACCGCGUGCUUCAUAUGCCAGUAGAUGAAGCUAUUCUGUUGAAUUCUAGGGAGAAGGCACCUUAUAUGAUCUGCAUAGAAGUUUUGAGAUGUGAAAUGCCAAGUAAUUUCAAGGAGGCAUCCAGUUCUCAGAAGCUUUCUCAAGGUGGAAUUCCUUUGGCAAAUGGAGAUGCUUUCUUGCAAAAACCACCCCCUUGGGCAUAUCCAUUAUGGUCAGCACAAGAGGUUUACCGUAAUAGCAAUGAUAGGAUGUCCAGAUCGACUGCUCAGGCAAUUGACCAGGCAAUGACUCAUGUAUCUGAACCAAAAAUCAAACUUGUUAGCCUGAAUCUUUCAGUUGAAACACGAUACAACGGUCAGGAAGGAGCAGAACAUGACAGUGAUUUGGAAUGGGUACGAGUAGUAUUGACAGCUGAUCCUGGGGUUAGAUUGGAAGAUAUCGAGGAUCAAGCACCACCUCGGAAAAAGGAACAUCGCCGUGUUCCAAGUACAGUGGCAAUGGAAGAAGUGAAGGCUGCAGCAGCAAAAGGAGAAGCGCCUCUUGGACUCCCUUUGAAAGGUGCUGGCCAAGACUCAUCAGAUGCACAGCCGAGGGCUAAUGGAAUUACUCCCAAAGCCAGUGAUGCCUUGUCUGGUGAACUUUGGGAGGCAAAGAAAGAUAGGGUAUGCAAGGCUUCCAUAUACGGAAAGUUACCUGGUUGGGACUUGCGAUCGAUUAUUGUAAAGAGUGGAGAUGAUUGCAGGCAAGAGCAUCUUGCUGUUCAACUUAUUUCUCAUUUCUAUGAUAUUUUCCAAGAAGCUGGUCUACCCCUUUGGCUGCGCCCUUAUGAAGUUCUGUGUACUUCUUCUUAUACAGCUCUCAUUGAAACAAUUCCAGAUACGGCUUCUCUACAUUCAAUCAAAAGUAGAUAUCCCAACAUCUCAAGUUUACGUGAAUUCUUCAAUGCUAAAUAUGAAGAAAAUUCUCCAAGUUUUAAACUUGCCCAGAGGAACUUUGUUGAGAGUAUGGCAGGAUAUUCCCUGGUGUGCUACUUUCUGCAGGUGAAGGAUAGGCAUAAUGGGAACCUCCUUUUGGACGAAGAAGGUCAUAUCAUACAUAUUGACUUUGGCUUCAUGCUUUCCAACUCACCUGGUGGGGUUAAUUUUGAAAGUGCACCUUUUAAAUUAACACGCGAACUUCUUGAGGUUAUGGAUUCUGAUGCCGAGGGUCUGCCAAGCGAGUUCUUUGAUUAUUUUAAGGUUUUAUGCAUUCAAGGCUUCCUCACUUGCCGCAAGCAUGCUGAGCGUAUUAUUCUUCUUGUUGAGAUGUUGCAGGAUUCGGGUUUCCCGUGCUUUAAAGGCGGUGUACGGACAAUACAGAACUUGCGAAAGCGAUUCCAUCUCAAUUUGACAGAAGAGCAAUGUGUCUCCUUGGUGCUUUCUCUUAUUAGCAGUAGCCUUGAUGCUUGGAGGACACGGCAGUAUGAUUAUUAUCAGAGGGUUUUGAAUGGAAUAUUGUGAGAUAAUUUAUUACUGGUGAUAACUUGGUUGUUCCAUUUUGGCCAAAGCUUGUACGUGAGUGCUUGUCAAUUAGCAUUACAUUUAGAGGUCACUAGUGGGAGUGGUUGGUUCACUAUGGAAUGGCUUAUGUUUUUGAGGGAGGGAAGAGUUAAUAGGUGGUGGCAUGCUGCCUCAUUUUCUUCCGGUGCAAAGAAGAUUCUAACUUGCCAAAAAACUUCAACAUAGACCAUGUUAAAUUUACUGAAGCCUGGUCUUUUUAUUUCCCCCUCGUUCCAUGUUAAUAGAGCUCUGCAGCUUGGAGAAGCUACAUUAGCCUCCUAAAUGCUGGUAAUGAUGCAGUGUACAGUGAUUUUUAGUGUGACAGAUCAGAGUUAAAUUGGGUGUCGAGAUGGACACCGGGGUAAACUGACGGAUUCGUCUAGAGUCUUGGGGUGUGCUGAAAGUGUUGAACAGAUACUGACAUUGUACAAUUUGAACGACCAUAUGGAGUGAAUCAUGGGCAGACCAUCGGUGUUGGCCAACUGCUCUCUUUGUAAUUUAUUCUUGAUCUCAGCUGUUGGCGUCUAUUUUUCCCAGAGUUGAUUCUUCAAUACCCUGGAGAAUUGUGACCAAAAUUCUUCAAUGAUGUUUCAUUGUAAUCUGUGUAAUACUGUAAUUGACAUUUUCAUGGUGAAAUUUGUUUCACCUGUCAUGUAAAAUAUUUAAGGUUUGAUGGCAUUUUUACUUUAUCACAA